CACAGUCAGCCCCUCUCCUGGAAGCCUGCUGGUCGGGCAAGGCGAGGCUCCUCUGUCGCUGUUCUCUGCGGGACAGAGAGAAGCCCCUUCUCCCACUAGCAUUGCAGACAAGACCAGACUGAAAGCUGGGAACCCCAGGCUUGCCAGGACCCAAAAAAGCAGAAGGCUUGGGGCGUCCCAAGGAUCUGGCCAACAGGCAGAGCCCAUCCUGACCACAGCAGGAGCACAGCCCGGACCUCCCAGGCCCCACCCAGGCCCCCCGCCCCACCGGCAGCAGGAUGCCCCACUGCCUGCAGCCCUCACUGCGGAAGCCUGCAGUCAUCCUGUGUCUGCUGCUGUCCAGCACCUCUCUGUCCCCCACGUGGGGGCAGGCCAUGAUUCCUCUGGAAACAGUGAAGCUGUGGGCAGACACCUUUGGCGGGAACCUGUAUGACACCGUGACCAAAUACUCAGGCUCUCUCUUGCUGCAGAAGAAAUACAAGGAUGUGGAGCCCAAUCUGAGGAUCCAGGAGGUGGAUGGCUUGGAGCUGGUGAAGAAGUUCUCAGAGGACAUGGAGACCAUGCUACGCAGGAAAGUGGAGGCUGUGAAGAAUGUGGUAGAGGCGGCUGAGGAAGCUGACCUGGACCAUGAAUUCAAUGAAUCGCUGGUGUUUGACUAUUACAACUCGGUCCUGAUCAACGAGAGGGAUGCGAGGGGCGAGUACGUGGAGCUGGGGGCUGAGUUUGUCCUGGAGCCCAACGCGCACUUCAGCAACCUGAGGGUGAACACGUCCCUCAGCAGUGUGCAGCUGCCCACCAACGUGUACAACAAAGACCCAGAUAUUUUAAAUGGAGUCUACAUGUCCGAAGCCUUGAACCCUGUUUUUGUGGAGAACUUCCAGAGAGACCCGACACUGACCUGGCAAUAUUUUGGCAGCUCAACUGGAUUCUUUAGGAUCUACCCAGGCAUCAAAUGGACACCUGACGAGAAUGGAGUCAUCACCUUUGACUGCCGAAACCGUGGCUGGUACAUACAAGCCGCUACUUCUCCCAAGGAUGUUGUGAUUGUGGUGGACACAAGCGGCAGCAUGAAGGGGCUGCGGAUGGCUAUCGCCAAGCACACCAUCUCCACCAUCCUGGACACACUGGGAGAGAAUGACUUCGUUAAUAUCAUUGCUUACAAUGACUACAUCCAUUACAUCGAGCCUUGUUUCAAAGGGAUCCUUGUUCAGGCGGAUCGAGACAACCGCGAGCAUUUCAAACAGCUGGUCAGCGAGCUGGUGGUUAAAGGUGUGGGGGUCGUGGACCAAGCCCUGAGGGAAGCCUUCCAGAUCCUGAAGCGGUUCCAAGAGGCCAGGCAAGGAAGCCUCUGCAACCAGGCCAUCAUGCUGCUCACCGACGGGGCCGUGGAGGACUAUGAGCCAGUGUUUGAGAAGUACAACCAGCUGGACCGCAAGGUUCGAGUUUUCACUUACCUGAUUGGGAGAGAAGUCACUUUUGCUGACCGCAUGAAGUGGAUCGCGUGCAACAACAAAGGCUACUACACGCAGAUCUCCACCCUGGCAGACGCCCAGGAGAAUGUGAUGGAGUACCUGCACGUGCUCAGCCGCCCCAUGGUCAUCAACCACGACCACGACAUCAUCUGGACCGAAGCUUACAUGGACAGCAAGCUCUUCGCCUCGCAGGCACAGAGCCUGGUGCUCCUCACCACCGUGGCCAUGCCAGUCUUCAGCAGAAAGAAUGAAACGCGGUCCCACGGCAUUCUGCUGGGGGUGGUGGGCUCUGAUGUGGCCCUGAGAGAACUGAUGAAGCUGGCGCCCCGGUACAAGCUCGGAGUACAUGGAUAUGCCUUUUUGAACACUAACAACGGCUACAUCCUCUCACAUCCUGACCUCCGACCCCUGUACAGAGAGGGGAAGAAACUAAAACCCAAACCUAACUACAACAGCGUGGAUCUCUCUGAAGUGGAAUGGGAGGACCGAGCUGAAAUCCUGAGAACGGCCAUGAUCAAUGGGGAAACAGGUUCUCUCUCUAUGGAUGUGAAGAUUCCGCUGGAUAAAGGGAAGAGGGUUCUUUUCCUGACCAAUGACUACUUCUUCACAGACAUCAGUGACACACCUUUCAGCCUGGGGGUGGUGCUGUCCCAGGGCCACGGAGAACACAUCCUCCUGGGGAACACAUCUGUGGAAGAAGGCCUGCACGACCUGCUGCACCCAGACCUGACCCUGGCCAGCGACUGGAUCUACUGUAUCACGGAUAUUGACCCCGACCACCGGAAGCUCAGCCAGCGGGAGGCUAUGGUCCGCUUUCUGACAGGGGAGGACCCAGACCUGGAGUGUGACGAGGAGCUGGUGCGGGAGGUACUGUUUGAUGGCGUGGUGACAGCCCCCAUGGAAGCCUACUGGACAGCACUGGCUCUCAAUGCCUCUGAGGAGUCGGAGCGCGUGGCGGACAUGGCUUUCCUGGGCACCCGGGCCGGCCUCCUCAGAAGCAGCUUGUUCGUGGGCUCGGAGAAGGUCUCCAACAAGAAGUUCCUGACCCCUGAGGACAAGGCCAGCGUGUUCACCAUGGACCACUUCCCUCUGUGGUACCGCCAGGCCGCUGAGCAGCCUGCUGGCAGUUUUGUCUUCAAUCUCCGUACCCCAGAGGGGCCAGAAGGUCCGGGUGAGCCUGGAGUCGUGACAGUGAGCACAGCUGUAGCCGUGACAGUGGACGAGAAGACAGCCAUUGCUGCAGCGGUGGGCAUCCAAAUGAGGCUGGACUUCCUGCAGCGCACGUUCUGGGCAGCCACGCAGCAGUGCAGUGCGGGGGAUGGGCCGUGCCCAAAGAGCUGCCAGGACGGUGACCUGGACUGCUUCAUCGUGGACAACAAUGGGUUCAUUCUGAUCUCAGAGCGACCACAGGAGAUGGGAAGAUUUCUAGGGGAGGUGGACGGUGCUCUCCUGACCCAGCUGCUCAGCAUGGGGGUGUUCAGCCAGGUGACCAUGUACGACUACCAGGCCAUGUGCAAACCCCCCAGUCACCACCACAGCGCCGCCCGGCCCCUGGUCAGCCCUAUCUCAGCCCUCCUGACUGCAACCAGAUGGCUGGUGAAUGAGCUCUUGCUGUUCCUGCUGGAGUGGAGUGCCUGGGGCUCCCGGAGAGCCGGCCACGGGGCCCAGGCCAAAGCUGUCUUUCAUCACUCCCACAAGCACAGGAAGCAGGACAUGCUGCAGCCCUGCGACACGGAGUACCCCGUGUUUGUGCACCAGAGGGCCAUCCAGGAGGCCAACGGGAUCAUCGAUUGUGGGGCCUGCCAGAAGAUAUUUGUGAUGCAACAGAUUCCCAAUAGUAACCUUCUCCUCCUGGUGACAGACCCCACCUGUGACUGUAGCAUCUUCCCACCAGUCCUUCAGGAGGCUACAGAAGUCAAAUAUAAUGCCUCUAUCAAGUGUGACAGGAUGCGCUCCCAGAAGCUCCGCCGGCGACCAGAUUCCUGUCAUGCCUUCCACCCAGAGGAGAAUGCCCAGGACUGUGGCGGCACCUCAGAAACCUGCGCCUCGCUCCCCCUGCUCCUGCUGCCUCUGUGUGCCUGGCUGCUGCCACCCCAGCUGCUGUGGUGACACCCACCCAGUCUGACCUCUGUUUUGACAAGGUAGUCCUUCCAGAGACAUUUUAAGGAGUCAGCAACUGACGGGGAACCCAGCUCACUACAGCUGGGUUAUCACCCAGGUCAAUGCUUAUCUCAAUGACCCUGCCUCCUGAAAUUGCUGGGUGGAACCAGAAACCACUUCCCCAAGACCUUCCAGGGUGCCUGCAACCACCCAGCCCACCUCGAGGGGCAUUCUACCAUCCUUCCUGCCUCCUCUUCAGGAGCCUAGCACGAGCUCAACUUGGACCAAGACAAAAGGAUUUCAUUCCAUCUAUUCUCCAGAAGUCCAGACCCAGCCAAAAAUAGGGUCAGCUGUUCUAAUGAACCUGGCUGGUCUUCAGUAGAACCAAGGACUUAAAGAUACUGAGAAAGAGAGGCAGAAUGAGACCAACAAUAGCAACAGCUGAAAUGAGACAAGGGCAAGAACAAUCCCCACAGGAAACAUAGCUGCCUCAAAGUGAGAUGCACGGUGGGGGCAGCUCAAUUUCCUUCUGCUGCUCAAAAAAUUCUAACUCUGUGAGAGAG
Molecule: messenger RNA, 4135 nt
Organism: Myotis brandtii (Brandt's bat)
Lineage: Eukaryota; Metazoa; Chordata; Mammalia; Chiroptera; Vespertilionidae
Gene: CACNA2D4
Product: calcium channel, voltage-dependent, alpha 2/delta subunit 4
Exons: 38
Coding region: 279-3581 (1100 amino acids)
Cellular component (GO): voltage-gated calcium channel complex
Molecular function (GO): voltage-gated calcium channel activity
Source: RefSeq, a predicted model, not a curated record